UCCAAAAUUAGAACUGUGCUGCGGACUGUAGAAUGUGGGAAUUUUUUUUACCAUUAGUAAGUAUGGUUUAAACAAAAACAAGUCGUCGUUAGCUGAGGAAAACUACUGUCCAAGAUGUCUAGUCAUGCUAAGAUGAAGAAGAAGAAGAAGUUCAGGGUUAUGAGCCAGAAAGUUAAAGUCUUUCGCUCCAAAAAUCCGCUUCUCAGUGUUUUGAUGUGGGGAGUCAGUCAUUCGAUCAACGAACUCUCGCAUGUGAAUAAUCCAGCCAUGCUAAUGCCAGACGAUUUUAAAGCGUUCACAAAACUUCGCGUGGACAAUCACCUCUUCAACAAAGAAAAUUUUCCAAGCCAUUUCAAGUUCAAAGAAUACUGUCCUUUAGUCUUCAGACAGCUUCGGGAACGUUUUGGUAUUGAUGACAGCCAUUAUGCCGCUUCCUUUCAGAGUCCUCCCUUAGUCAUGCCCUCACCUGGUCGAAGUGGUGCCAAAUUCUUUAUUUCCAAAGACAAAAGGUUCUAUGUGAAAACAAUAGAGAGUGAAGAUAUUGAAAGACUUCACAACAUUCUUCCACAGUACCAUCAUUAUAUUGUUGAGAAACAUGCCAAAACACUGUUGCCCCAGUACUUGGCUGUGUACCGGAUCACAGUGGAUAACAAGGAGACCUACCUUUUAGUAAUGAAGAGUGUGUUUAGUUCUAAGUUUAAAAUUCACAAGAAGUAUGACUUAAAAGGUUCUACAGUUGACAGACAAGCAAGUACUAAAGAAAAGACAAAAGAAAAUCCUACAUUCAAGGACAAUGAUUUCACAAAAGAUAAUGCAAAGCUUCGUAUUGGGGAUGAAGUGAAGAAAGACUUACUACAAAGAGUCAAGGAUGAUGUUGAGUUUUUGACAAGUCUUAACAUCAUGGACUAUAGCUUGCUGGUAGGAAUUCAUGAUGCUGAUCUUGCGGAGGCAGGAAAUGAUGUGGAUGAUUUUCUGGGGGGUGUAGACAGUAAUGAAGAUAGCGAGCCAGAGUCUCCUCGUGAAGGUGACUCACCCCAGGAAUCUGACUCCCCGGGUGAGGCAGAGAUGCUGUACUCUGAUACACCUCCAACAACUCCUCCUGCUAACUGUGAUGAUCACAGAGAGAGAAAUAUCAGCUAUGGAAGCACUGAUCUUGAUAUGAGAGAGGAUGAGGAUGACACAGAGGGCUUUCAAAGUGUAGAUGAAAACAGACGCGAGUGUUAUUACCUUGGUAUCAUAGAUGUGCUAACAUUUUAUGGUGCUGGAAAAAAGGCUGCUCAUGCUGCGAAAACUGUUAAACAUGGGGCAGGAGCAGAAAUUUCUACAAUAAAACCGGAAAAUUAUGCAAGGAGAUUCCUGGAGUUAAUGGAGAGAAUAUUCGAAUAGAUGUAUUAAGAGUAAUUUUUAAGCAAAAAUAUGCAGUACGUACACAAAUGUACAAUCAACUAGUCAAUCACUAGCAUUGUCAACCCUUUGAAAUCCAAAGCUCCAAAAUGUAAAAAUUAAAUUUAAUUGUUAUUUUUAAUUUUAUGACUUAUCACAGUUGCAAAUAUUAAUUUUCAUAUUCAGAUUACAUCUAGUAUUUUGUUGUUUUUCUUUUGACACCUUUAAAAUUGUUAACUAAAACAAUCCUUUCAUAAUGUAGUUGGGAGGGGGUUUAUUAUAUUUUCUAGCUGUUAUUUGACCCCUUCUGUAACAACUGGUUUUAGCAUUGGCAUUUUCACUUAGUUAGAAGUAGAUUGUUAAUAAAAUCAUUACUUUUAUCUGCUAGGAAAAAUUUUAUCUCAGUCAGAAGUAGUUGUUCUACUAAAUGCAAAGAAUGGUGAAUAAUUUUUUUCAUGUGACACAUAUGAGUUAACAUACUCCUGCCAAAAUGUUUUAAGGAUUGCGUUAGUUUUCUUAAUUUAUUCACCUAUGGAGGUUAUAUUGUUUUGAUCCAAUGAUGAAACAAUCUGUUUUCCUACGUGGGAGGAGGAAUUUUCCCAAGAUCCAAAUACAGUUAAUUUAAGGGUGAUCACAACACAAGUUAAGUCUCAAGUUUAAAUCAGUUAUAGAUGAGUUUCUUUUCUUGACCAGCCAACUUUAAUGCCUACUGGAGCAGGUUUGCUUCAAGUGCAGUUUCUUAAAAGAAGCUGCAGUGGUUUUGGUGCAAGGGGGAGGUAGGGGAGCAAUAGAUUGCAAUUGUUAAAACUUGAGGGGGUCUUAUGGACUUGUGUCAGUGUACCACUAUAAUUUUAUCUGAUAUAUCUCUAACCUUUCUUUAAUGAAAUGUGUGUUAUCCCAACUAAUUUAUUUCUCCCAAAUUAUUUUACACUGAACAUUCUGGAUGAAAAGACUAGAUGAAAAUAUCUAAAUUUUAAAAUGAUCAGUUGCCUUUUUCAGCUCUCUUUAAUCUCUACAGGUUAAUUUGGGUAUUUUUCUCUUUUUAUACUAAAUAUUUCAAUUUCAAGUUUAUUAUGGCCUUGGCACAAUCGUACACAGAAGACAUUUGCAGGGUUUCCCUUAAUCUGAGGUUAAUUUAUUUUCCCAUUUCAGUGAGAAUAUGACCUACUAGUACAUUUACAAUGACUCUAGCGCAGGUUUUACAUUUCAGGCACUUGCUAGCCAGUAUUUAAGCCUUUUUCUUAAUGUUAAGAUUUUAACUAUAAUAUUUUGUCCUUCAUGUUUCGGUUUAGAAAAAAAUUGUGUAACUUGACACCAACGUAUUUGAGAGCCCCUAUUCUGAUGUUUUUUAAUAAACCACUCUUUCUUUGGUUUUGAAACUCAGUGUUCCUUGGUCUUUUUAAGGUUUCAAAAUAUAUUUAUUCACUGGAUGUUUUGAUCUUGAUAAAAUUAACUUUUUAACUGGUAAACUUCAAGCAGUACUGUAUGCAUCAUCAAAAGGGAAUUUCCUAUUGUUGAAAUAUUUGUUAAAAUGUACAAAAAAACAAUUUCUGAUGCUUGUAAGUGCU
Molecule: messenger RNA, 2951 nt
Organism: Pocillopora verrucosa
Lineage: Eukaryota; Metazoa; Cnidaria; Anthozoa; Scleractinia; Pocilloporidae
Product: phosphatidylinositol 5-phosphate 4-kinase type-2 alpha
Biological process (GO): phosphatidylinositol phosphate biosynthetic process
Cellular component (GO): plasma membrane
Molecular function (GO): 1-phosphatidylinositol-5-phosphate 4-kinase activity; 1-phosphatidylinositol-4-phosphate 5-kinase activity
Source: RefSeq, a predicted model, not a curated record